This is a messenger RNA of Asterias rubens (European starfish), 697 nucleotides long. Its product is annotated as zinc finger protein 341-like. The record is from RefSeq and is a predicted model, not a curated record. The transcript has 2 exons. NCBI's taxonomy places the organism in Eukaryota, Metazoa, Echinodermata, Asteroidea, Forcipulatida, Asteriidae. Bases 98 to 697 code for a protein of 199 amino acids. Gene Ontology annotation, molecular function: DNA-binding transcription factor activity, RNA polymerase II-specific; RNA polymerase II cis-regulatory region sequence-specific DNA binding. Gene Ontology annotation, biological process: regulation of DNA-templated transcription.
GCUCCGCAUCGACUGAAUGAAUUAAAAUCUUCUUCUUCCUUUCAAGUGCUGCUUCAAUAAUUGAAGAUUACCGCACUGCGGCUGGGCGCGUGAAACCAUGAGACCCGGGGAUAAACCGUACAAGUGUGAUGCUUGUGAGAAGACGUUCAACCGCCCGGAUAAGCUAAAGAGACAUAACCUCACUCACGAUCCUGUCAAGAAACUCAAAUGUCCGUUCCGCUCCUUGACUGGAUGCGAGAAGAUGUUCAACCGUCCUGAUAAACUCAAAGCACAUAUCAUAUCACAAAGCGGCAUCAAGCCCUUUAAGUGUCCGCAGUGUUUCAAGUGUUUCAGCCGACGCCCCAAUUUGGCGGAGCAUAUGCGAAUUCAUACCGAUGACUAUACCAUUCGUUGUAAAGUAUGUAAUAAAGGAUUCGCCCGUGAGAAAUAUAAGAAUGCUCAUAAUUGUCCGAGAUGGGCACAAACAAGGGAAGCACUGAAAUCCAAUAUAGAAUGUGACAUGAAUGAAUCUGUCCUUGGUGAUUUGUCAAACGAAGCUUUGAAACAAACUGAAUCAAUCGUCGAUGCCAAGUCUCCAUCUCACAACAUCUCCAAACAUAAUGAGAAACCCGAAGAAGUACAUCCAGUUCUCUUAACUAAGACAAGGCAAGUCAGACUCAGGCACUCUGGUUUCUCUAUAGAAGGUUCAUAUGCUUGA